Molecule: messenger RNA, 1188 nt
Organism: Plenodomus lingam JN3
Lineage: Eukaryota; Fungi; Ascomycota; Dothideomycetes; Pleosporales; Leptosphaeriaceae
Gene: ETH1
Product: S-adenosylmethionine synthase
Biological process (GO): S-adenosylmethionine biosynthetic process
Cellular component (GO): cytosol
Molecular function (GO): ATP binding; methionine adenosyltransferase activity
Source: RefSeq, a predicted model, not a curated record
AUGACUGUCCCCAACGGAUCCAACGGCACUGCGCCUUCAAACAAGAGCACAUUCCUCUUCACCUCCGAGUCUGUUGGUGAAGGCCACCCCGACAAGAUCUGUGAUCAGGUCUCAGACGCCGUGCUCGAUGCCUGCCUGAAGGAGGACCCACUCUCCAAGGUCGCAUGCGAGACUGCCGCCAAGACCGGUAUGAUUAUGGUCUUCGGUGAGAUCACCACCAAAGCCCGCCUCGACUACCAAAAGGUCAUCCGCAAUGCCAUCAAGGAGAUUGGGUACGACUCGUCCGAGAAGGGGUUCGACUACAAGACCUGCAACGUCCUCGUCGCCAUUGAGGAGCAGUCGCCCGACAUCGCCCAGGGUCUGCACUACGAGGAGGCCCUCGAGAACCUUGGUGCUGGUGACCAGGGUAUCAUGUUCGGCUAUGCCACCGAUGAGACCCCAGAGCUCCUACCCUUGACCGUCCUUCUUUCCCACAAGCUCAACUCUGCCAUGACCGAGGCCCGCAAGAACGGUUCCCUUCCCUGGCUGCGACCCGACACCAAGACCCAGGUCACCAUUGAGUACGCACACGACGGCGGCGCUGUCGUCCCUCUCCGUGUCGACACCGUUGUCGUAUCUGCCCAACACAGCGAGGCCAUUACCACCGAAGAGCUCCGCAAGGAGAUCAAGGAAAAGAUCAUCAAGAAGGUCAUCCCCGCCAACCUCCUCGAUGACAAGACGGUCUACCACAUUCAACCCUCAGGUCUCUUCAUCAUCGGAGGUCCCCAGGGUGAUGCCGGUCUCACUGGCCGCAAGAUCAUCGUCGACACAUACGGUGGAUGGGGAGCCCACGGUGGUGGUGCCUUCUCCGGAAAGGACUACUCCAAGGUCGACCGCUCUGCUGCCUACCUUGCCCGCUGGAUCGCCAAGUCCCUUGUAAAGGCCAAGCUCGCUCGCCGCGCGCUUGUGCAGCUUUCCUACGCCAUUGGUGUCGCCGAACCUCUCUCCAUGUUCGUCGAGACCUAUGGCACCUCCGACAAGUCCUCAGAAGAGCUUGUCCAGAUCAUCCGCAACAACUUUGACCUACGACCCGGUGUCAUCGUCAAGGAGCUCAACCUCACCAACCCCAUCUACAACCAGACCGCCAAGAACGGUCACUUCACCAACCAGAGCUUCACCUGGGAGCAGCCCAAGGAGCUCAAGCUCUAA